Molecule: messenger RNA, 1137 nt
Organism: Rotaria sordida
Lineage: Eukaryota; Metazoa; Rotifera; Eurotatoria; Philodinida; Philodinidae
Source: the annotation of a GenBank genome assembly
AUGUCCAGUGAGCAAGUCAAUGAAAAUAAUGGACCACCAAUGCUUGCAGUUAUACUUUUUCUGGUAUUAAAAUUUGUUAUACUUGCACCAAAGAAGCAGAGUAUCAUCACGACAACAUUAUCAUCAUCAAUGGGAACGUCACCAUCACCAACAACAACAACAACUGCAACUACAACUCAGCAAUUAGGUUCAAUCAAUGUUGGCAGCAUGAAUCAAGCAAGACAAGGACACACAGGAACCUUAUUAACAAAUGGAAAAAUGCUAGUCACUGGUGGGGGCAAUUAUGUUGCUCUACAUAGUGCCGAAUUGUAUGAUCCAUCAACAGGAACUUGGACAACUACUGGUAGCAUGAAACAUCAACGACGUGGGCAACACACAGCGGUCUUAUUAACAAAUGGAAAAGUUACCGAAUUGUAUGAUCCAUCAAAAGGAACUUGGACAAGCACCAAUGAUAUGCAUAGUAAACGAAUGGAGCACACAGCAUCCUUAUUAACAAAUGGAAAAGUGUUAGUUGUUGGUGGACUUGGUUCUGGUAUUAUUCUAGACAGUGCCGAAUUUGCUGAGUUGUAUGACCUAUCAACAGGAACUUGGAUAACUACUGGUAACAUGAAUAGUCAACGAGUGAAACACACAGCAUCCGUAUUGACAAAUGGAAAAGUGUUAGUUGCUGGCGGAGAAAAUGAGGAAGAUAGCUCCCCAAAUAGUAGUGCUGAGUUGUAUGAUCCAUCAACUGGAAAUUGGACAACCACUGACAACAUAGAUGAGGCACGAUAUGAUCACACAGCGUCCAUAUUGAGAAAUGGAAAAGUGUUAGUUACUGGCGGAGGAACUUUUCGUGUUUUUUUUAGGAGUGCCGAAUUGUAUGAUCCAUUAACAGGAACUUGGACAACUACUGGUAGCAUGAAUAUUCAACGAACGAAGCACACAGCAUCUGUAUUAACAAACGGAAAAGUGUUAGUUGCCGGUGGAGAGAAUAAAAAUGAUUUCCUUAACAGUGCUGAGUUGUAUGACCUAUCAACAGGAACUUGGAUAACUAACGGUAGCAUGAAUAAUCAACAAGAGGAGCACAUAGCAUCCGUAUUAACAAAUGGAAAAGUGUUAGGCACUGGUGAAUGGUCAAAUGUUAGUGUGGUUUGA